AUGACUAUGGACCCUGCUCCGGCGGCGAACGGCACCGCGGCUGGAGUGGGCGGAGGCAUGAACCAGCGGGGCUGUAGGUGGUGGUACGCGGCGGCCGGUGCUCUCAUUGUGGCGCUCCUCGCCGUGGCCGUGAGCUAUUACAGCUUCCGGGGCAUACCCUCCUCUCCACCAGGAGGCUGCGGUUGCCCUGCUGCGAGGAAGUACACCGGGAUCACCAUCAAUGAGGAGGUUCUGCAUCCGAUCCUACAGGAACUCGUUAAGUUGCCGUUCUUCAGUGUCUGUGAGUGCCCAGAGAAUGAGUUCCCUGAACCAUUCAAGAAACCUUACAGUGGACUUUCUCCAGAUAGUAUGAUAUGCCAAGAAGGAAAACCACAGGCUGCCAUUGAUAAAACCCUUGACAGCAAGGUUUUCAAAAGAUGGGCUGAAACUGACAAUCUGUGGACAUCUGAUGAUGAGGCUGAUAGUAAUGAGAUGACUUACGUGAAUCUUCAACUGAAUCCUGAACGAUACACUGGCUAUACUGGUGAUUCAGCAAGAAGGAUGUGGGACGCUAUUUACAAAGAGAACUGUCCAAAAUAUCCUUCUAAAGAACUGUGCCAUGAGAAGAAGGCAUUGUACAAGCUUAUUUCAGGGUUGCACUCCUCAAUUUCAGUGCAUAUUGCUUACGAUUAUCUUCUUGAUGAAUCUACUAACUCAUGGGGACAAAAUCUUCCUUUGCUGUAUGACCAUGUCCUGAAGUACCCAGAGCGUGUCCAGAAUCUGUACUUCACUAUCCUGUUUGUUCUUCGGGCCGUGACAAAGGCAGCAGAUUAUCUUGAGCAAGCUGAUUACAAUACUGGUAAUCCUGAAGACGACUUGAAAACACGAUCUCUUGUGAAGCAAUUGCUUUGCAAGUUAAGAUCUGCAUGUCCAUUGCCUUUUGAUGAAGCCAAACUCUGGCAAGGUGAAAAUGGUCCUGAGCUAAAGCAAGAGAUUCAGAAGCAAUUUAGAAACAUUAGUGCAAUUAUGGACUGCAUUGGAUGCGAGAAGUGCCGGCUGUGGGGAAAGCUCCAAGUUCUAGGUCUUGGAACUGCACUGAAAAUUCUUUUCUCCGUCAAUGGAGACAGCCAUUUGAAUCAGCCAUUGCAGCUUCAGCGAAAUGAGGUCAUUGCAUUGUUCAAUCUUCUGAAUAGGCUCUCAGAGUCUGUCAAAUUUGUACAUGAAAAAGGAUCAUCAAUUGAAGAAGUCAUUAAGGAACAGAGCCCUUCAACCCUUUAA
Molecule: messenger RNA, 1257 nt
Organism: Miscanthus lutarioriparius
Lineage: Eukaryota; Viridiplantae; Streptophyta; Magnoliopsida; Poales; Poaceae
Source: the annotation of a GenBank genome assembly